CUCCGAAAAAAGGGGGGAGAGUGGAGAAAAAAAAUAGCAGAAUUUUGAGUUUCUACAUUCUUUUUUUUUUUUUCGUUGUUACUAGAAAACAAAAACAAUAAAGCUAGAAAUGAAAUGCCCUUCAUGUGCUAGUAUACAGAGGGCUAUUAUGGCCUUUGUCAAUGCAUCGCCAGUGAUAUUGUUACUCUUGAUAUUCAUAUGGAGUUAUUGGGCAUUCAACUUUAGUUUGUGUUAUAAUCUUGUUUCGGAAGGCCAUGGUGUACAAGGCUCCUUAUAUAUAUUAUUUUACCAUCCGUUAUUUAUUUUAUGCAUGUGGAGUUAUUGGGUUGUUUGCCGAACCUCACCGGGUUACACGCUUGAUAUGUACAAGAAGAGGGAUGAGGAAAGAGAUGAGGAUGUGGGUUUAUUGACCGACACUUUUGACAACAACGUCGAAGAGCAAGACAAACAAACGAUCGCAGUAUUAAAUAUCGAAGAAGAUCUGCAGCACAGUCCACUUCCGAUUACCGUAAAACGGGAUGGUGCCAGACGUUAUUGUCAAAAGUGUAAGCUCGAGAAAUUUGAUAGAACACAUCACUGCAGACAAUGUAAUCGAUGUGUAUUAAAGAUGGACCAUCAUUGUCCUUGGAUUAACAAUUGCGUAGGAUUUUAUAAUUACAAAUCGUUUUAUUUAUUCUUAGUGUAUGCAUCCAUGUACUGUGUAUUUGUGUUUGGUGCAAGUCUACCACCUACCUUAAUCCAGGCCAGUGGACCUAUGAGUAUUUUGGGUCUGAAUUUGAACUGUGCAUUAUUAGUGUUUAUCUCAGGUAUCUUUGGCUUGUUCCUUGUUCCAUUUACCAUUUUUCAUACACGUCAAUUAUGCAAGAAUAGAACAACAAUCGAGUACUAUGAAAAGGCUAAUUAUAGACUCGGAAAUAACAAUAACCGUGUUGACAUUAUGCGUAGUAAAUAUUUCAAUCCUUGGGAUUUAGGAACACGAAAGAAUGUUCAACAAGUGCUUGGUAAAGAUUUGAUCAGACGGUUUAUACCCAUUGGUAAAGCUGUAGGUGAUGGUUCUUCUUUUCCAAUCAAUAAUUAUGCCUAUGAUACUUUAGGCGCAGACGAUAUGAGUGACUAAAGAAAAAUCUCCCCUCCAUCCAUUGUGACCUCGUACAAAAGAGCUGUUUCAGUGCGUAGUUUUUGUGUACAUAUUAUAAUAAAUUUUAGCAUUCUCUUUUUC
Messenger RNA from Mucor mucedo, 1219 nucleotides. Its product is annotated as DHHC palmitoyltransferase-domain-containing protein. The coding region runs from base 110 to 1117 and encodes 335 amino acids. Gene Ontology annotation, cellular component: endoplasmic reticulum; Golgi apparatus. Gene Ontology annotation, biological process: peptidyl-L-cysteine S-palmitoylation; protein targeting to membrane. Lineage: Eukaryota; Fungi; Mucoromycota; Mucoromycetes; Mucorales; Mucoraceae. The transcript has 5 exons. Gene Ontology annotation, molecular function: protein-cysteine S-palmitoyltransferase activity. The record is from RefSeq and is a predicted model, not a curated record.